AUGGUGACGGCGGGCAGCGACGGCGAAUACGACAGACCAAUCUUUCGCCCGCACCACGCCGUCCUCCGCGCUUUCGCGCAGCCUUCGAAGCAACCUGGCCUCUCGCGAACGCGGCAGCAUGGAGAGAAGGAGAUGCUUGCAGAGAUUUGCACGCGUCAGCGCAUGAUGAAUGCUCCGGCUGAUGAGGCGGCAUCGGACCACUUGGGAUGGCGGCAGCAGCUCGAGUGUCAGCAGGAGAAGGUCCUCGGGAAGGCUUGUCCCUAG
This is a messenger RNA of Verticillium nonalfalfae, 264 nucleotides long. RefSeq lists its product as uncharacterized. The record is from RefSeq and is a predicted model, not a curated record. Lineage: Eukaryota; Fungi; Ascomycota; Sordariomycetes; Glomerellales; Plectosphaerellaceae. The transcript is spliced from 2 exons. The coding region runs from base 1 to 264 and encodes 87 amino acids.